AUGGUCAAUAACGCGCCUCUCAUAUUACACCUCGUUCGCCAGUUGUCCGACUCAGAACAAUCUCCGGAACAACCGGUGAGGGAACGCAUUGUAUCUCAGCCAUGUCUCCUUGCUCGUCUUCCAUCUGUCGCUUUUCUGCAGCGUGAGGCAGAACAGCUCGCACCGCAGGCGGUGAUGAGGGAGUUGCGACACUCGGCUAGCGCAGCGACCCUUGCGCUAGAUUCUCACGAGGACGUUCAAAGUGAAACCGAGACAGAGGCUUCUCCUAUCUCACCACAGAAGGAUCACAAAUUCAAGGCCCUUGUUUCUAUGAUCUCGUCAAUUGCUCCUUCAGCGCGGCACACGAGUUUACAGAAGGGAACGGAGACUGGAACAACCAAGUUGAAGAAAGAUCCAGAGCCAUGGGAAGUUUUCAGAGCAAUUGAGAAGAAAGACGUCAUGUAUCUCAUGGAAGUUCGAGACCGCGCAUUCCACCUACUGUUGCGCUAUCAUGGCGGCGUCACACCAAUUGUGCAUGCAAUGCGCAUCGGCAAGUCGCACCAGGAUGUAGCCAUAGUUCUUUUAGGCGCGUUCUCGCGAUAUGUCAAUCACCUUGAAGAUGAAGACUUCUCACUGCCUGCAACGAAAGAAUAUCUGGGCCUGCUUCGAAUAAACUUAGGUCUUGCAAUUGACUUAGGCUUACAAACUUCUCAGCCCGAUCUGAUACCUUCUUUUCUUCAAACCCUUGUCAUGAGUGAAGGGGAACAGUGGGUGAAGAAGACUUCAGGAUAUAUAGCUCGUCUACUUCGUGAUAAGGGGGCUAAACCCGUUGAAGCUGCCGAAACUGCUGUGAGAACGUUUGCAACGGCGCAACUGAAACAUGCAGAAAUGAUUAUUGCACUUGAGGAUUACAUCGCAAACGCUGCAACUGACUUGCUGAUGAUGGGUGCAUGGCUUUGUGCGCUCGACAAAAUUGACGGCCAACCAAUAUCCUCCUACCUUUUCGCUCGGGACGAUCGUGUAUACAAGAUGUUUGACGAAUUGCUUUUCAAGAGCAGGUAUGCAGUCCGCAGCCUGGGCCGAAGACUGCAGUGGCAGUUCAGGGUUCUACGGCAUGUGAUGGAAGGCCAGAAACUCAGUUUCCGAGGCAAGUUGACGUUCCUUGCUGAUGAAUUCGACUGCGGACCGGACCGCGAGAUUAAUUAUGACGGAUAUGCGUCAUCAUAA
Messenger RNA from Sparassis crispa, 1206 nucleotides. RefSeq lists its product as hypothetical. The transcript is spliced from 8 exons. The record is from RefSeq and is a predicted model, not a curated record. The coding region runs from base 1 to 1206 and encodes 401 amino acids. Lineage: Eukaryota; Fungi; Basidiomycota; Agaricomycetes; Polyporales; Sparassidaceae.